Molecule: messenger RNA, 315 nt
Organism: Arabis nemorensis
Lineage: Eukaryota; Viridiplantae; Streptophyta; Magnoliopsida; Brassicales; Brassicaceae
Source: the annotation of a GenBank genome assembly
AUGUUGAUUGAAGCUCACAAGAUCGUUGGCAACAAAUGGACAGAAAUAGCUGAGAGACUUCCUGGACGAAGCGAAAACACAAUUAAAAAUCACUGGAACGCCACAAAACGUCGAGUAGAAUCGAUGAAAACUAAGCAAAGUGAUGAAAAUGGUCAUUUGCUCCACAACAACACUCUCGAAAAUUAUAUAAGGGUGAAAACCGAUGCCCCUUUGGAUGAUGAAUCUACAACAUCAGUUUAUGUACCGGUUCCAGCAUCAACUACUUGUGAGGAUGAUUUCGAAGAGCUUUUGGACCAAUUGAUGACAAAUCUAUAA